CCUGCAGGGUCGGAACCUGAUGCGGACAUCUACAUGAACUUCAUGAAAGCACAUCAGUGCUACGAUGCUAUCCCAACCAGUUCCAAACUCGUUGUGUUCGAUACGACCUUGCAGGUGAAGAAAGCGUUCCUGGCGUUGGUCGCUAAUGGUGUGAGGGCGGCUCCCCUCUGGAACAGUAAGGAGCAGUGCUUUGUGGGCAUGCUGACCAUUACUGACUUCAUCAACAUCCUGCACAGAUACUACACGUCUCCCAUGGUGCAAAUCUACCAACUGGAGGAACACAGGAUUGAGACUUGGAGAGAGAUUUAUUUGCAAGGUUCCUUUAAGAAACUGGUCAGUAUCUCGCCGAUUGACAGCCUAUUUGAUGCCGUUUACUCUUUGAUUAAGAAUAAAAUUCACCGGCUGCCAGUCAUCGAUCCUGUAUCUGGGAACGUUCUCUAUAUCCUGACACACAAACGCAUCCUGAAAUACUUCCACCUCUUUGCCUCAAAGCUCCCCAAGCCAAGCUUUAUGAAGAAGACACUCCAGGAGCUUGGGAUCGGGACGUACAAGCAUGUGGCGUUGGUGGAGGAGACGUCAACAGUGUAUGAAGCUCUUGGCAUUUUUGUGUCAAGGAGGGUGUCAGCUCUGCCUGUUGUUAACAAGCUGGGUAAAGUGGUGAAUCUGUACUCAAGGUUCGAUGCUAUAAAUCUUGCUGCUCAGAAAGCUUACAACAACCUGCACGUCAGUGUGAAGGAGGUACUAGAACAGAGAUGGCAUUGUUUCGAGAAUGUCCUCAAGUGUUACGCGCACGAGACCCUGGAAGUCAUCAUUGAGCGUCUGGUUGAGCAUGAGGUCCAUCGGUUGGUAUUGGUGGAUGAGGAGGAUGUUGUGCAAGGGAUUGUCUCACUGUCCGACAUGCUCCAAGCAUUGGUCCUCUCUCCAGCAGGUAUAAACGCUCUUUCCUCCUGA
Messenger RNA from Pristis pectinata (smalltooth sawfish), 951 nucleotides. Its product is annotated as 5'-AMP-activated protein kinase subunit gamma-1-like. The record is from RefSeq and is a predicted model, not a curated record. The transcript is spliced from 10 exons. NCBI's taxonomy places the organism in Eukaryota, Metazoa, Chordata, Chondrichthyes, Rhinopristiformes, Pristidae. Bases 34 to 951 code for a protein of 305 amino acids.